Molecule: messenger RNA, 441 nt
Organism: Iphiclides podalirius (scarce swallowtail)
Lineage: Eukaryota; Metazoa; Arthropoda; Insecta; Lepidoptera; Papilionidae
Source: the annotation of a GenBank genome assembly
AUGCCUUAUGACAGUGAAUUUGGAAAAUAUGCGACUGAAUAUGAUCCUAUCAAAAUAGGUUCUAUUGACGGCACUGAUACUGAGCCACAUGAUCGGGCAAUCUGCCGAGCCUUAAUUUCGGAAUAUACUCCUAACAAACAAGUGCAAGGUGAUCCUCAACUCACAAUUUUCGUUGCUCGGUUGAAUCCAAGAACAACACAGGAAACUAUUCAUUCAGAGUUUUCAAAAUUUGAGUACAUUGAUGGCACAGAGGUAAUAGUAGAAAGAGAAGCUGAAAGAAGGCUGAUUGGUUGGAGGCCUAGGAGACUUGGCGGUGGGUUUGGUGGACGCAAAGAGUCAGGACAGCUAAGGUUUGGUUGUCGGGAGAAACCAUUUAGGAAACCUAUUAUUGUGACACAAAAACAAGAUAAUGAAUUUCCUGCUAAGAGGUCUCAUAAUAGC